Molecule: messenger RNA, 770 nt
Organism: Cantharellus anzutake
Lineage: Eukaryota; Fungi; Basidiomycota; Agaricomycetes; Cantharellales; Hydnaceae
Exons: 1
Coding region: 244-657 (137 amino acids)
Source: RefSeq, a predicted model, not a curated record
GUGCGUGCUGAGUUAUAAGGCAAGUGUUUGGGACUUAAGGUAGCUUUCACUUCCUGUUGACAUCCUCCUUGUAGCGCGACGGUCCUCUUACCCUUACCACGAUACCUGAUUUGGAGGAUUUCAAAUUCCAAACCCCUAAAUUUGAAUACACAAACAAGAUAUGGAGCGUAAGUAUCAUGCCAAGUUUCCAUAAAUGUUUCACACCGUUAAAUAUUCGAUUAGUUUGAGGAAGCCUUCAACGCGAUGAAGAAGGACCUAUUUCGUGAGGUUUGGCGACAGAAGGGAACGCUUCUGCGAGAGUUUGCUUCCAGAGCGAAGCUUGUUACGCCUCGCAAUUUUAUGACCGAAUCUACUCCCACAUUGACACCUGCUCUACCAAGUCCCCAAACUCAAGCACGACGUAGAUGGCAGCACAUCCUUCGCAGUCUCACUGUUUCCCCAGCGAAUGCUCAAACGAUUGAACAAACACCUAGUACUUCAGACGAAAACACUGGUGCGAAUCCAGAACGUUUGACAAGUGCUUCACCUAUCGUCCCUCGUGACGUUCCUGGUGCCCGUGGUCCGUUCCCUGAAUCUGCAGCGCGAGGCGACGUAACACGCGGGCGGGUGCGAACGCUGCUGCGGAAAAGACCCCCUGCUAAAGACCCCCGUGGAUAGGAUCCAUCUUUAUGCUCCUCCGAUGACCUCCUCCUCCCUAACCUACAUUAGAUCCUGUGUAGUGUUCUGCUACUUGUUAUGUUUGCUAAUCAUACACUUUUGAGAGAGCACGC